Molecule: messenger RNA, 1212 nt
Organism: Pimephales promelas (fathead minnow)
Lineage: Eukaryota; Metazoa; Chordata; Actinopteri; Cypriniformes; Leuciscidae
Source: RefSeq, a predicted model, not a curated record
UCAAGUGUAAAUACACUAUGAUUGCAGACAUAUUUCUUUACUCACAAUGUAAUCAGAAACAUUUCUAGUCCUACUCUCAACAAUACAUUUCUAAUUAACUUGUUUAUCUCUUCUUCAGGUGCAUCUGAUGUUGACUUUGAUGUGCUAGUGAUGGAGGGAGAUUCAGUCACUCUAUACACUGACGUUGAAAUAAACCAACAACUCAUAAUUACAUGGUAUUUUAAUGAAAUUCUCAUUGCUCAAAUCAAUGGAGAUCUCCGUUAUAUCUGUACAGUUGUUGAGUGUAAUGAGAGAUUCAGAGGCAGACUGAAGCUGGAUCAUCACACUGGAUCUCUGACUAUCAUGAACACCAAACUUGAAGACUCUGGAGAUUUUCAGCUAUCCAUAAACAGCCAGGAGAGUGACACAUACUUCUAUGUGUUUUUUUAUGGAGUUUCUGCUGUUGAAAGAUAUAAAAUGAGGAGAAAGGCGGUGAAUGAGGGAGAAUCUGUCACUUUAGAUCCUGGUGAAGUAAUAACGGAUGAUGUGAUGAUGACGUGGUAUUUUAAUGAUAAUCCUAUCGCUGGAAUCACUGGAAAUCAGAGUAAGAUCUGUACAGAUGUUCAGUGUAAUAAUAAAACUGGGAGAUUCAGAGACAGACUGAAGCUGGACAAUCAAACUGGAUCUCUGAACAUCACAAACACCACACACACAGACUCUGGAGAAUAUACACUACAGAUCAACAACAGCAGAUUCAGCAUUUUUAACAUCUUCAGUGUUUCUGUCACUGAUCAAUCUGACAGAUUCACUGACGGUCUGUCAGCUGAUCCAGGUUCAGGUGUGUCUGCUGGUGGUGAAUCAGGAACAGCUGUUUCUGUUCUGGUAUUUGCUGUGGCUACUGGUAUUGGUUUGAUGUACUGUCGCCUCAGGAUCCCCAAGAAAGGAGCAAUAAAACGGAUGUCGUGUGGUCUGAGCGGACGCCAGCGCAUCAGGGUUAAUAUACCUCAACCAUUUUCAUUGGGAAAACCUCUAAUGGGAAAGUGAGCUUGUGUUUUUGAGCUGUAAAACAAUUCUUAAAGUGUAGGUUUACAGUCCAAUGCUUUUUUCCAUUAUGAAAUGAAUAGGGAGUCAUAGGUUAGCAUCUAUUCUGGUUUUUCUGUUAUGGGUAAUGACUUUAUGCAUGUUUGAGCUGUUUUAACUGAACUAAGGUCUAAUCUAAGCCCUGUUUUUGAA